GAGUCCGCCUUUAAUGUUUGAAUAAAGCUACGGAACCUUUUCGCUCUCUCUCAAAUUUUCUCCUCUCUACUCCGAAGUUCAUUUGCAGAUCGAGUCUCUCAGCUACUUUUUGCAUAUCUUCCUUCGUCUGGAUCUGCAAAUGCGCAUCGCUAUGAUCGCACCAUUACUUUUCUCUCCCGUUCGGUUCUCUUCGUUUCGCAUUCUAUAGCUCAGUUCGUCGAGUCUGUGGGUUCUUUCGUGUGAAAAGGUAGCCCCUGGCUCUUCUUAGUUAGAAUAUAAUGAUUUGGAGAGCAUAUUCCAGAGAGAGUUGCAGUCGCAUGGGAAUUGGGGUGUGCAGGUUUACCUAUUUGUCAAGAAACUAUGGAAGGUGACCAGACAAUCUAUACUCCUCAAGAUGGGCUUGGCGAUGGUGGUCAGAAAAUGCGACCUCUACACGGGAGAACAACUGGUCCUACGAGGCGUUCUACCAAAGGCCAAUGGGCACCAGAAGAGGACGAGAUUUUGCGGAAGGCUGUUCAACGUUUUAAAGGAAAGAACUGGAAAAAAAUAGCGGAGUGUUUCAAGGACAGAACCGAUGUGCAAUGCCUACAUAGGUGGCAGAAGGUCUUAAAUCCAGAGCUUGUCAAAGGUCCAUGGUCUAAAGAGGAGGAUGAAAUAAUUGUUAAAUUGGUGAACAAGUAUGGUCCAAAAAAAUGGUCCACCAUUGCACAGCAUUUACCUGGGCGUAUUGGGAAACAAUGUCGUGAAAGGUGGCAUAAUCAUCUUAAUCCUGCUAUAAACAAAGAAGCAUGGACGCAGGAAGAGGAACUGGCUUUGAUUCGUGCUCAUCAGAUUUAUGGGAACAAAUGGGCAGAGCUAACAAAGUUCUUGCCAGGAAGGUCAGACAAUGCUAUAAAAAAUCAUUGGAACAGUUCUGUGAAAAAGAAAUUGGAUUCUUAUCUGGCAUCAGGUUUACUUGCUCAGUUCCCAGCGCUUCCUCAUAUCGAACAUCAAAAUCAACACAUGCAUUCAUCAUCUUCAAGGAUGCAGGGUAGUGCAGAUGAUAGUGGUCCCAAAGGGAUAGAAACACAGGAAACAUCGGAAUGCAGUCAAGAGUCAACUGUUGCAGGUUGCUAUAAGUCUUCAAGUGAUAUGACCAAUGCAGUUUUGCAUGCCAGUGAAGAAUUCCCAUUGACUCGAGAAUCUGGUUCAGCUAAGGAACAAAGCUCGAGCCCACCAUCUUGUUCUGAACAAUAUUAUACAUCUCUGGAAGAUGUUGCUUUUUCAAUGCCAAAUAUUACUUGUGAAGCGGAUUGCUCUGGCAAAUUUCUGGAACAAAAUUUCUCGCAUGAUGCCGGAACUUCUGCAGGUGGGGAUAACCAGUUUAAUAUACAUGCAAUACCGAAUAUCUCGUCAUUGGAAGUGGAGCAGGAAUCAUCACAGUUGAAAACAAAUUGUAUUGAAAGCCAUGAAACAAUGAAUGUUCCAUGUCAAACUUCAGCGGAGUUGAGAGCUUCUACUUCAAUGGGGUAUAUAACCUUGGGUUCAUAUAAACUAGAGAACUUGAGGAUACCUGAUGAUGAAUGUUGUAGAAUUCUAUUUUCAGAGGCAUUAAAUGACGGUUUUUUCUCUGGAAAUCAUACAAAAGUUUCUAACAUUGAUCCCUUGGGGGAAUGCACUGAUUCAUUUUGUUGCCAAUCAUCAGACUGCAUCAUACCUGAAGCUGAUGGAACUUCAGCUGUACAAUCUUAUUGUCCUCCAAGGUCUGAUUUAGUGGGAAGUCCGUGCUCUCAAUCUUUUAGGUUCCUAUCGUCACUUAUAUCUGUUGACUGUGGUACACUUCUAUAUGGUGAUGAACCUAACCAGUUGUUUGAAACUCAGGAAGAAGGGUUUGUCACUGGUGCCCAUGAGGGCUUUACUUAUACCAAUGACUUCACCAAUUCUCCUUGCAACAAUGGUACAGAUAACACAGGAAUGCAAGAGCAACCAGAUGUAAAGGACACUUCAAAAUUAGUCCCUGUAAAUACUUUUGGCUCAGGAUCAGAUAUCACGGACACAUGCCCCUCUGUGAGUGAGAGACUGCAUGUACAUUUGGAACAGCAGGAUGCCGGAGCACUAUGUUAUGAGCCGCCCCGUUUUCCAAGCUUGGAUAUUCCAUUUUUAAGCUGUGAUCUGAUACAAUCUGGUAGUGAUACACAACAAGAAUAUAGCCCACUUGGAAUCCGCCAACUUAUGAUGUCUUCUAUGAACUGUAUCACCCCAUUUAGGCUGUGGGAUUCACCAUCUCGCGAUGAUAGUCCCGAUGCUUUUCUGAAGAGUGCAGCUAAAACUUUCACAGGUACACCAUCCAUAUUGAAGAAACGACACCGCGACUUGUUUUCACCACUAUCUGAUAGAAGAAGUGACAAAAGGCUAGAGAUUGACAUGACAUCCAGCUUGACCAGACAUUUUUCUCACUUAGAUGUUGUAUUUGAUGAAAUCAGUACCCAAAAUGCUCCUUUCUCUCCAUCAUCCAAUCGUAAAAGAAACUUUGGAGCCUCCCCUAUGGAUAAAGAAAAUACUGAUUAUGCCUUUAAAGUGGCCAAGGGAAAGGGUAGAGAUGGCACUUCAUCUUUCGAUGAUAGAAAUUUAGAGAAAAAUUCUGAUGAUAGUAAUUUGCAAGGCGAUAUGAAGCGGCCGACUGCUGAUGUUGAUGCUAAGACCAAGGUCCAGCAGCCUUCUGGAGUCCUUGUUGAACGUAACAUGAAUGAUCUGCUUCUACAUUCUCCCGAUCAAGUUGGUUCCAAAGCAGACAGGAUGUUAAGUUCCAGCUCUAGAACUCCAAGAAAUCAACAAUCUAGAAGCUUGGCAGCUGCAUCAGACCGGGGCCUUUCUAAUCAUUUAUCCUCAGGAAAUUCAUGUGCACAUUUUCGCUCCCCUACUCUUUGUGGGAAAAAGAAUGAAAGUCAUUCAGUUGCAGUUACAUGCACUCAAGCUGCUUCUUCAUCAGCUCCUCUGGAGACUGCUGGCCAUAACGGACGGAAUGAUGCUGGCGUUGAAACCUUUGGCAUAUUUGGUGGAACUCCAUUUAAAAGAAGUAUCGAAUCCCCUUCAGCAUGGAAAUCCCCUUGGUUCAUCAAUUCUUUUCUGCCAGGCCCAAGGGUUGAAACUGAAAUAACAAUUGAGGAUAUAGGGUAUUUUAUGAGCCCAGGGGAUAGAAGUUAUGAUGCCAUUGGGUUAAUGAAACACAUAAGCGAGCACAGUGCUGCUGCUUAUGCCAACGCUCAGGAGGUUUUGGGAAAUGAAACUCCAAAAACAUUAAAAAGGGGAAAAUGCAACAGCCAUGGGAGUAGGGACCAAGAGAACAGUCGUGUACCCCACAGUCAUCAUGGGAACCGUUCCCACUUGGCUCCAACUGUUUUGUCAGAGUGUCGCACCCUUGACUUCAGUGAAUGUGGAACACCCGGGAAGGGAACAGAGAAUGGGAAACCCCCGAAUGCUGUAAGCUUGUCAAGUAGUCCUUCUUCUUAUCUCUUGAAGAAUUGCAGAUAGCGGUUUCCUAUGACUAAAGGCCUUUUGAUGUCAUAUUUUGAAGCCAAUAUAUUAUAUAUAUAUGUUUUUUUUUUUUUUUUUAAUAUUCUUCCUCGUUUUCUUUUCCAGUGCUGGAUUACAAUUUGAUUAAUUCAUAGAAGAUUGUUCUAAGUGCAUUAUACUUUUUUAACCAUGUUACCUCAUUUGACGGGCAGACCAUUUCCUCUUCGAAAAGGGGAUGCAUCUACACGUCGCAUUACCCAGCAGAAUAAUGUUUAGAGUUCCCACAUGAA
This is a messenger RNA of Carya illinoinensis, 3782 nucleotides long. RefSeq names its product transcription factor MYB3R-1-like. The transcript is spliced from 12 exons. The record is from RefSeq and is a predicted model, not a curated record. Bases 361 to 3510 code for a protein of 1049 amino acids. NCBI's taxonomy places the organism in Eukaryota, Viridiplantae, Streptophyta, Magnoliopsida, Fagales, Juglandaceae. Gene Ontology annotation, biological process: regulation of DNA-templated transcription. Gene Ontology annotation, molecular function: RNA polymerase II cis-regulatory region sequence-specific DNA binding; DNA-binding transcription factor activity, RNA polymerase II-specific. Gene Ontology annotation, cellular component: nucleus.